Pieris rapae (cabbage white) is the source of this 696-nucleotide messenger RNA. RefSeq lists its product as uncharacterized. The record is from RefSeq and is a predicted model, not a curated record. The transcript has 5 exons. Bases 1 to 696 code for a protein of 231 amino acids. NCBI's taxonomy places the organism in Eukaryota, Metazoa, Arthropoda, Insecta, Lepidoptera, Pieridae.
AUGUCUGAGAGUCUAGAAUUUGUUCUUGUGUUGGGAAUUUUACUGUCUUCAACCGAAUCCAAUCCUAUUACGAAUACCAAUUUCAACGAACACAUCAGGGAAUUUUCUUUGAAGGAUAAUAAUUCUACAAAUGCUGAGGCAAUGCAUAAAGAGGGUUUAGCACGGUAUGCUAAUUUUGCUCAAAAUAAUCCUCAAAGCAUUAAGUUCUCUGAUAAUGCCAUAGCUGCCUCGAGUUAUAGCAAAGGUUUCUCACAUCAUGAACAUCCAGGUCAUGGAGUAUAUGAUCACGAAGAAACGCCAUAUUAUUACGGUCAAGAAUACCAUAGGCCAGUUGAGCAUGAUAUCCAUGGCUUUGAACAUAGUUACCAUGAAGCACAUGGUCAUGCUAACUACGGUCAUCAUGUUGGACAUUAUCAUCAGUCUUUAGCAGCAAAAGCGGUUUUGUGGCCGUUAGCUGGGAUUGCCCUCCUAGGGGCUGCUGCAGCCCUGGUUUCCAACCCAAUUUUACUUCAACUUGGGGUGGCUACUGGUAAAAGACGACGACGCGAUGCGGAUACAGAGAUCGACACGGCUUUAGAUUGGUUACAAAAUACUCCAGAAAUGUGUGUCGAAGAAUCAUCUGUUGAAACUAAAUCAAGUCAACCUAGCCAAAUGCCUAGCAAAAGAGUUAAGAAAAAAAGAGAAAAAACGAAUUGA